Messenger RNA from Adineta steineri, 744 nucleotides. The record is from the annotation of a GenBank genome assembly. NCBI's taxonomy places the organism in Eukaryota, Metazoa, Rotifera, Eurotatoria, Adinetida, Adinetidae.
AUGGAAACGGCUAGCGUUGGACAUAGUUGGUGGGCUUGUAAACUCUACGAGUUUUCCUUUUGUUUUCGAGUUAUUUCAGCAUGGAUAACAUUAUUUUGGAUGUUUGAACGUUUAAUAUGUGUUUCAAAAAAAUUACAAUCAUUUUUUGAUCGAUGGAAUCUAUACAAAUAUAAAUAUAUUAUUCCAAUAAUGAUAGUAAUUAUAAUUAUUGGUUGUGCUGUUGGACCGUCUGUUUACAUGUUUCAACCACAAAUAAGAAUUAAUCAAGCAAUACGAAUGACUACUAAUAGUACAAAGAGAUAUUGUGGACUUCAUCCAAAUGCGUCGACUAAAUGGCGUCAAUUUUUUCAUGAAGUUCGUUUUGGUAAAAAUCAUUAUACAAUACGUUGUCUUUUCUCUGAAUUGAUUCCAACAGCAACAAUUAUUUUAUUUAAUGGUUGUAUAAUUCUUCAUCUUAUGAAAACCUAUCGACGUUUACAUCGGGCAUACGGUUGUGAACCACGUCGAAAACAAUCACGAACAACAUCAUGGAUGAAUAUUGUUCUUAUUCUUCAUUCGAGUCUUUUUCUUUCAUCACUGUUUGCUCAUAUUCUUGGACAUUUUAUGACCAUCGAAGCACAUGAAACAUGGUGGGUUUCAUUAGCAAUUUUAAUCAAUUGUUCAUUAAAUUUUUAUAUUUAUUGUUUAUCCGGUAAAGCAUUUCGCAAUGAGAUUCGUCGAUUUAUUCAUCGAUUUGAAAAAUAA